UUCUUCCAAAUCCAAGAAUAAAACAUAUCCGCACAAUCCCAACAAUUAUGUCACAAUCUACGCAAUGAAACGUCAAAAUUAACAUGGAAGAACAACCACCGCCACCACCACCAUCUCAGGCGCCAAUCGCCGCCGCAGCCGAUGAAAACACCAUAGACAACCUCCCGGAAACCCUAAUUCUCCACAUCCUAUCCUUCCUCCCAACUCUAGACGCAGUCACAACAAGUUUAGUCUCAAAAAAAUGGCACAAAUUAUGGACAAUGAUACCCUCGCUCAACUUUUCUUUAACAAAUUUCCCGCCUUACAAAACCCCGUCCACCACCCGUAAAUUCUUCGCCAAUUUCAUCGACCGCACGCUCAUCUCACGUGCGCAUUCCCCUCCCUCCACACUCCGCCUCGAUUUCAUCUACGAGGAGCGGUUCAAGUUCCAUGUCGAUUCUUGGGUUCGUUACGCGAUCAACAAUCACGUGCAAGAAUUAGGGUUUGAUUUCUUCAUUGACCGGUCUUUUUUUCAAAAUGAGCCGUUUUUACAUGAGGUUGAUUUUUAUGAUUUUCCGUUGAGUGCUUUAAAAGAUGGGAAAAUUAGGGUUUUGAGAUUGACCCGUUGCGAUUUGUAUUUUCCUUUAAGUGUACGGAGUUUGAAUCUUUGGAUGCUGAAGUCGGUUUAUCUUGAUCAGGUUUUUUUGAGUGAUCAAAUGUGUUUGGAUUUGAUGAGCGGGUGUUUUAAUUUGGAGUUUUUGGAGCUGGAGAGUUGCUAUGGGAUGAGUAGUUUAAAGAUUAGUUCGAGGAGUUUGAAGGAGUUGGAGAUUAAGCAUUUUAUUCGUAAUGACGAGGAAUUUGAUUUGGAGAUUGAUUGUGGUAGUCUUGUUAGGUUGAAUAUUGUUUGGUUCGAGGUUAAGAAUUGUUGGUUUAAGAAUUUGUUGAAUUUGGUUCAUUUCGGUACUGAUAUUGGGCAUAAGAAUGGCCUGUAUUAUCGAUACUGGAGUAAGAUUGUCGGUUUGCUUGAUCAAAUUCCGCAAAUCGAGAGUCUUGCGGUUCAAAAUUGGUGGCUAAAGUUGGAUCCAAAGAAAGCUUUCUCGAAAGACUUUCAACUCUACCAUCUCAAGCACUUAGAGCUACAAACAGGGUAUACGCAAUAUGAUCUUCUCGGUAUGGAAGCCUUGCUUGAACUUACUCCCAAUGUGGAAACAAUGAUCUUUGAUUAUUUAUAUAAGAUCGAUGAAGAUGAGAGCUUGUCGGAAGAUCUAGCUAACAAACCAAUUAUUCUAAGCAUGCCAAAUCUCAAGGAGGUGAAGAUGAAAGAAUUUACCGGAACAGAAAAUGAAGUUAAAUUUUUGGAACUCUUAAAGAAGCAAGGAGCGGUGCUAGAGAAAAUCGUUAUUGUUCCUGCAGAAGUGGGCGACACCAAAUAUGCUCCAAUAGUUUUGCGUAGAAGGCGAAGGAAUACUGAGAUUGCAGAGACCAUCUCCACAUAGAGAAGUAAAGCCUCAGUAUUGAAAUAGUUUCUUACUGAAAAGAUAAUUUAGAGAUUGCAAGCACUCAAAUUGGUUAACUAUGUCCAUUUUUUUUUUCCGGACGUGCAUCUUCUUCGGUGCUAAUGAGUAAUGGCCCUUUUUAUUUUCUUUUUAUAAUUUGUUUUCUUUGGGUUUAUUCUUUUUGGACUUCUAUAUGGGGUUUACAAUAUGUUGGCGUUUGUGUCGUAGACUAGUGAUGCUUCAUUUCAUUUAGUUCCAAUGAGAGCCAAGAAUGGAAAUUAAGGUUUACAUUUAUUUUCCUUUCUCAUGGAGAAUAUGUUAUGUAUAUAUGGCGGUUCUCAACAAA
Molecule: messenger RNA, 1821 nt
Organism: Mercurialis annua (annual mercury)
Lineage: Eukaryota; Viridiplantae; Streptophyta; Magnoliopsida; Malpighiales; Euphorbiaceae
Product: F-box/LRR-repeat protein At3g26922-like
Exons: 3
Coding region: 84-1475 (463 amino acids)
Molecular function (GO): protein binding
Source: RefSeq, a predicted model, not a curated record